This is a messenger RNA of Chiloscyllium plagiosum (whitespotted bambooshark), 675 nucleotides long. The record is from RefSeq and is a predicted model, not a curated record. NCBI's taxonomy places the organism in Eukaryota, Metazoa, Chordata, Chondrichthyes, Orectolobiformes, Hemiscylliidae.
AUGUAUGGGAAGAAAUUCACCCCGUGUAUCCCACCAGCUGACGACCAGCGCGUACACAGUGGGGAGCGGCCUUUUACCUGCCCUGUGCGUGAGAAGAGAGUUACACCGGCAUCUGAGCUUUUGACACAUCAGCGGGUUCACACUGGAGAAAGGCCAUUCAUCUGCACAGUGCGUGAGAAGGGAUUUAAUCGAUCUUCGAAUUUACAGAGACACCAGCAAGUUCACGUUAUUGCCGGAGAUCGAAAUGGUGAGAUCAAGAAAGGGACGGGAGGUGUCCGAGGUGGAUUAAGUGAAAUUGAAGGUCGAGUUGAAGUUGUUUGUGAAGUUGAUCUACUGCUCCAAUUCAGCAUGGGUGCAGGACACUGCACCGAUGCAGUGCUUGAUGUAACAGCAAAAGAGUCGAGAGACAGUGCCAACCUCUAUCCGUCUGAGAAAGAGAAUUACUCCAAACGAUCCAAGUGUUUCAGCUCGGCCAUUUACAUCUCCUUCCUCUCCAAAGUGAACCCCGUUGCUCAGGGUCGAUAUUCUCCUUGGACUCAGAUUGCCCCACCGUUUUCUGUUAUGAAUAUUACGAUGAGUCUUCAAGCUGGAGAGGAGGGGAUUGAAGCAGGGAUGAUCAUUGCUCGGCUUAUGGAGACACUACAGUCCAAGAAAAAGUUCCCUGUUAAGAUCUAA